Messenger RNA from Mucor velutinosus, 1092 nucleotides. RefSeq lists its product as uncharacterized. Bases 1 to 1092 code for a protein of 363 amino acids. The transcript is spliced from 2 exons. Gene Ontology annotation, molecular function: hydrolase activity, hydrolyzing O-glycosyl compounds. The record is from RefSeq and is a predicted model, not a curated record. Gene Ontology annotation, biological process: carbohydrate metabolic process. Lineage: Eukaryota; Fungi; Mucoromycota; Mucoromycetes; Mucorales; Mucoraceae.
AUGAUUCUACUCAUUGUACUUGCAUAUACCUACCCUGCAUUGGCAGCUCAAAUUUCGACAUAUUCGCAAUGUGAUUGUGGCUAUUCAGAUCCAAGGACAUUGGCAACAUGGUCGGAAAUGUGGCACAUGAAUUUUGAAAAGAACGAUGGAUCUACAGCCACCAUGCAACAACAGCUGUACUCUGACAAAGAACUGUUCUUUUCUAGUUAUAUAAUCGACGCAAAAUUCAAUGACUCUUAUCCUCGUGUAUUCAAAAAGGAGAAUGUUCGCAUCCAUGACGAAUCACUGGAAGUGCGUGUUACAGUCGAUCCUACCAAAUCAACGCCAGCGGAAAGAAUUCAGUGUGGAGGCGUGGGCACCGAUCGACAAGACUUCAUGUACGGCUCAUUCAGAAGCUACAUGCGAGCCACCAAGGUCAAUGGCACAGUGGCAGGCAUGUUUGCCUACAAUGCUCAAGGCGAAAUCGACAUUGAGCUGCUCAGCUCUUUACAGCCAUCUGAAGUUUAUUUUGCAAUGCACCCUGGGUUGAUUGAAAACGGAAAAGCAUCUCCGUUAACGCAUGGUAAUGUUCAGCUUGGUUUUGAUCCAACAGAUGAUUUCCAUGAAUAUCGCUUUGACUGGUUUCCCAAUCUGACCGUGUUCUAUGUGGAUGGUGUGGAGUCGUAUCGUAUGACAACCAAUGUAUUGAACCUUCCUAGCAGAGUCAUGUUCAAUCACUGGACAGAUGGAAACGCCAACUUUAGUCAAGGCCCAGCAACAGAGAACGCUAGUAUCAAUAUCAAGAAUAUGACAUUUUUCUUUAAUUCAACCGACAUCAAAAGUGCGCCAAUAUGCCUAACCUCGAGAGCUGCUUGUGAUAUACAACAAAUAAUAAGUGCGUUGCAAAAUGACAGCCAGCAAGCGCCUACAACUAGUUCUGGAAAUAACAGUAACGGUACUGGAGAUACCAUGCUCGAUCCUUUCGAAAAAACCAAAGAUACUUCCACAUCUGGCAUUGCAAUGAUUGGCAAACAAGAUCUUUUGUCUUGUUACUGGAUUUACACACUGCUUCUUACAUCUAUUUGGCUUGUAUUUACACCUUAUAUUCUAUAG